Molecule: messenger RNA, 4704 nt
Organism: Tachysurus fulvidraco (yellow catfish)
Lineage: Eukaryota; Metazoa; Chordata; Actinopteri; Siluriformes; Bagridae
Product: xylosyl- and glucuronyltransferase LARGE1
Exons: 15
Coding region: 1428-3755 (775 amino acids)
Biological process (GO): protein O-linked glycosylation via mannose
Molecular function (GO): glucuronosyltransferase activity; xylosyltransferase activity
Source: RefSeq, a predicted model, not a curated record
UUACAUUACCGGGAGGAUACUGGGAGGAUGAAGGCGCUGUUGUGUUCAGGCAAACAGCACAUGCAGCCGGCGAUUUCAGCCGGUCAGACCAAGUCUGAUGAUGAUCAAUGAAUAAGGAAGCGUUCUGCUGAGCAGAAACAUCGCACUUGACUAAUUUCUGGCGCUGUGGAUGAAUCAGGAUUCGACCUCAGUAUUUAAAAUGAACACACACACGCUUUCUGUGUUGGGACUGUGAAUGACAAGCGGAACGAGAGCGGAAUUUCAAUGAUCGCAUUUCUUGCUUUAAUGCGGAAUUUGUGCAACUUUGUCGGCGAUGUGUGUUGAUCUGUCAGCGUGUGUUUGAGAAAGACGUUCAGCACUAUGGACAGCGCUAUGGCACGGAUUAGCUUUAUUUAACACCGCUGGCCAGUCAGCGUCCUGAUUGUGUCCUUACCUUGUAAUGUAUAAAGAGAUUAAAUCGUUAGGCUUACACGUGUUUAUUUAGGAAAAUCUCCUAGUUCGUUCUCCUGCUAAACACGUCAGUAAAGUCCGUCAGUGGCUGAUACAUGACUGUAGGGAAGUUAUGAUAACUCUGUCAGUUCUUUAUUAUUGUUAGUUUUUUUUUUAUCUAUCCAGGAUGGCGGGUCAAAUAAGACAUGCGUGGUUUUGAAGGCUUCUUCUGAACUUACUCGGAUUUUGCCUCCUGUCAACAUUUUUCAAGCUGGAAAUCGCUCUGGAUAACGUUCUGGGUGGGACGAGAUGGUGUUGUAGUUUGAGACUUUUAUUAAGGGUCAAGAGAGAGUCAUAAUCUGGUUUCUUCAGAAACAGGUUUAAUGUGAAGAUUAAACCAGUUCAGGGGCUCUCUGAUUUCAGAUGGGCAUCGCCUACGUGCGAACACGGGCACAUUUAUUGACGAUUAUAGACCGUAUGACUUAAAAUCUCAACAACAAACAUUUAACGACUCUGUCUCUUUUAAAGUGAACGCACUGUGCGAUUUACGGUGCAAAUCACGGGGCAUCGCACACAAGAUAAAGGCAAGGCGCACAAGACCUGGAACACAACGAUCAUUCACGAUCAUUUCACUCUAACUGGGUGUAAAGAGUGGCAAAGCCUUCUCUACAAUCUUGGUUAUUUAUCUGGCUCUUGACAACCAGACUACAGGAUUUAGGUGUGUGUUCAGCGCUCUGUGAGGGCUUUUUCUUAGAGCUGCACCGUCGACAGAAACCCUGACACGUCUCCCGUCCCCGUGCUGAACCGGUGCCGAAGCGGAGCUGUCCACCACCGCGGGUUCUGACGCAGAGAUUCACACGUUACUAACACACACACACACACACACACACACACACACACACACACACACACACACACACACACACACACACACACACACACACAAAACCCAACGGUUUGCCGUGACUGCCAAACGGAGCGUGUCAGCUCGCAAGUCAAUGCCAUGUUCCCCCCGGCUAAUACCUGCUGCCCAAAUAGAGGUCUGUCAGCCUCCUGAACGCCCACUCUCUUCAGUGCAGAGGAUGCUGGGAAUGUGUCGUGGGCGCAGGAAGUUCCUGGCAGCCUCCCUCAUCCUUCUCUUUAUCCCGGCCCUUACCUGGCUCUACCUGUCUGCUACCAACUUCACAGUGAAGCCGCUGCCUCUGUCUCCACUGGAGCCUCAGUCCUCUACGCUGGCUCUGGAACUACGGGUACGGGAGGUGGAAGAGGAAAACCGAGUGCUCAGGAAAGAGCUGAGUCAGCCACCCAAGAACCCCACCCAUGGUAACCAGUAUGGCAGUGGACGCCAUGUCAACCAAUCUCAUGUUGGCAGAGAGGGUUCGAGACAUGCAGAGGCUCAGAGAGGAAUCUCACCAGGAAACAGCUCUGACUGUGUGUCUCAGCCUGUGGUGGAUAAGUGUGAGACAAUUCAUAUGGCCAUAGUGUGUGCCGGGUAUAAUGCCAGUAGAGACGUGGUGACCCUGGUGAAGUCUGUCCUGUUCCACAGACGGAACCCUCUCCAUUUCCACUUCAUUACAGACUCUAUCGCCCAGCAAAUCCUGGCCUCCCUGUUCCACACCUGGAUGGUUCCAGCUGUCCAAGUGGACUUUUAUGAUGCUGAUGAAUUGAAGUCUGAGGUGUCGUGGAUUCCUAACAAACAUUACUCGGGUAUCUAUGGCCUGAUGAAGCUGGUACUGACAAAGACGCUGCCAUUAAACCUGCAGAAAGUCAUCGUUCUAGAUACUGACAUCACCUUUGCCACAGACAUCGCUGAGCUGUGGGCUGUCUUUCACAAAUUCAAAGGUCAGCAGGUGCUUGGUCUGGUGGAGAAUCAGAGUGACUGGUAUUUAGGGAACCUGUGGAAGAACCAUCGACCUUGGCCAGCUCUAGGUCGAGGCUUCAACACUGGUGUAAUUCUCCUGCUGUUGGAUCGUUUGAGGAAGCUCAGAUGGGAGCAGAUGUGGAGACUGACAGCAGAGAGAGAGCUGAUGAGCAUGCUGUCUACAUCACUAGCAGAUCAGGAUAUUUUCAAUGCAGUCAUCAAACAAAACCCUUUCCUGGUGCACCAGCUGCCCUGUUUCUGGAACGUUCAGCUGUCUGAUCACACACGCUCCGAAAAGUGCUACAGAGACGUAUCUGACCUCAAGGUGAUCCACUGGAACUCUCCUAAGAAGCUGCGGGUGAAGAACAAGCAUGUGGAGUUUUUCAGGAACCUUUAUCUGACCUUUCUGGAGUACGACGGCAACCUGCUGAGGAGGGAGUUAUUCGGCUGUCCGAGUGAAACCGAUCACAAUAGUGAGAAUCUCCAGAAGACUCUACUGGAGCUUGAUGAGGAUGACCCAUGUUAUGAGUUCCGGAGAGAGCGCUUCACUGUGCAUCGCACACACCUCUACUUCCUGCACUACGAGUACGAGGCCAGUGCAGACCAGACUGAUGUUACCCUCGUGGCCCAGCUCUCCAUGGACAGGCUGCAGAUGCUAGAGGCCAUCUGUAAACACUGGGAAGGACCCAUCAGUCUGGCUCUCUACCUGUCUGAUGCUGAGGCACAGCAAUUCCUGCGUUAUGCCCAGGGUUCUGAGGUACUCAUGAGCAGAAGCAAUGUGGGAUACCAUAUCGUCUACAAAGAGGGUCAGUUCUACCCUGUCAACCUGUUGCGCAAUGUUGCCAUGAAACAAGUCAGCACACCUUAUAUGUUCCUGUCUGACAUCGACUUCCUGCCCAUGUAUGGACUCUACGAAUACCUCAGAAAAUCUGUAGUACAGCUGGACAUGGCUCACACUAAAAAAGCUCUGGUGGUGCCUGCAUUUGAGACACUGCGAUACCGGCUGUCCUUUCCCAAAUCCAAGGCUGAGCUUCUGUCCCAGCUGGACAUGGGCACCCUCUUUACCUUCAGGUACCAUGUAUGGACAAAGGGUCAUGCUCCAACCAACUUCGCAAAAUGGCGCACAGCCACAACGCCGUACAGAGUGCAAUGGGAGGCUGAUUUUGAGCCAUAUGUGAUGGUGAGGAGGGACAGUCCAGAAUAUGACCGCAGAUUUGUGGGAUUCGGCUGGAACAAAGUGGCUCACAUUAUGGAGUUAGAUGCACAGGAAUACGAGUUUGUGGUUCUACCUAAUGCCUACAUGAUUCACAUGCCUCACGCACCGAGCUUCGACAUCACCAAGUUCCGCUCCAAUGAGCAGUACCGUGUUUGUCUCAAGACUCUUAAAGAGGAGUUUCAGCAGAACAUGUCCCGCCGCUACGGAUUCGCUGCACUUAAAUACAUGACUGCAGAAAAUAACAGCUAGCACCUCUGCCAUACUGAAAUUCUGCAUGUGAGCUGGAGAGAUCUGCUUUAGAGUAACAUAAAAAAUGGCAGAAAUGGACAGUAAGAAGUGAUGGAAAGUAAGCGGACAGUAGUAAAUGAUGAAAUCUUCAAAUCACAGAGCGGCUGGUACGCUCAUAAAAAACAGACUUUAGACGGACAAGUAAAUUAAUUUCCAUAAGUCCCCACAGCGCUACACCUCUGGCUAGAUAGAUGUUAAUCCUGCAAAUUUCAACCUUUGAAAGGUAUAUUUUUUCUAUAGGUUUUUCCUAUUUUUGCCUCAGCACAAAUUUGUGGUAGCAAAAAUGUUUUUUGUUUUAUAUUUCUUUUAGGGUCAUGAUUUAAGGUUUUUUUUUUUUUGUUUUUUUUUUGAAAGAUUUAAAUACAUUGUUGUUUUCCAAAUAUCACCUUAAUCAUUAGAUAAAUAAGUAUUUUCCAGUGUAUUAAACAUGCAAUUAUGUACAAAUACUUUAGUAUGAACUACACUGGAAAAGAUAAAAAGAUUUUGGCUCCAAAUUUAGCUAUGCAUUUAAGAGAAAAAUGCCUAAAUACACAGCUAUAGAUUCAACAUCAACUGCCAAGAAAGACAGCAAAGGUCUAAAAAAGUCCUUAGAAGCCUUAGAAUGGAAAUAUGAUUCAUUGCUUUAUUGAAAAAUGUCACUGAAUUAAGUAACUGGAAAAUAAAGCCAAUGAACAUGCAACAAAUAGAAAAGAAACAGACAGAUCUUUAUAUUCCUUUUGAUAAUUAAGAUUAUUCUAGAUAAUCAAAUCUUUUCUCCAUAAUAUCAUGCUGUACUGUUGUAUACUAUGAUGAACACAAUGUUGUGGCAAUAGCGAAGAGCUGCAAGCGGUUCCUCUGAGCCAGUGAAAACCCCAGAACAAUAUUGUUAAAAUGAAUAUGUCUAUUUUGAUAAUAAAAAAAAUCUUAAUAA